This is a messenger RNA of Wallemia mellicola CBS 633.66, 1282 nucleotides long. Its product is annotated as S-adenosyl-L-methionine-dependent methyltransferase. NCBI's taxonomy places the organism in Eukaryota, Fungi, Basidiomycota, Wallemiomycetes, Wallemiales, Wallemiaceae. The coding region runs from base 87 to 1202 and encodes 371 amino acids. The transcript has 3 exons. The record is from RefSeq and is a predicted model, not a curated record.
CUCUUCAUCACUUGAAUCGGGUACUGGUAGAAUCAUUUCCUCAUUUUCUAUGUCUUCUCUCAUCACUUCGAAGUUGCAAGGAGAGGAUGUUCAUUGCGUCGAGAGAGCUACCAAUUAUAAAACCUGGUAGAGUUCCAUCUAUAAAUGAACUCGUAGGUGCUAUAAACAAUCUCCGUGCAUUGUACACUUCUACAGUUGCUGGUAUCAAAGUUUCGAAUCCGACGCAGGGCGUUGAAGGCUGGUCAUCUAUAACGGCGAAUGAUGAUGGUAAGAAUGUAUACGCCCAUGAUAUACCAGUAGAAUACGAAGUUGAGAGCGACGACGACACAUUUGAGCGUCGCUGGUCAAGCAAUUGGCUCACGAGGUUUAUAGCCAUAAGCGAGGAAUGGAUGGCAGAGGUUGAAGGUACAGAGGAGUUCAACACCCGUGAAAGAGUCGUCGAAAUGGCAGCAGCAGCUUUGGCUUGUGUAGCAGGCAUGUCCGCCGCUGGUCCUAUCGAUAGGACAUUCUCUUUUAUUUCUAGAGAUAGAUUUGAUAUCGUCAUGCAUGAUAAAACGAUAAACGGCCACCAGGAUGUGGGCGCACAAACUUGGGGUGCAGCUGUACAUUUAUCUAGGUUGAUAUGUAGACAUCCAGAAUAUUUCGGUAUCAAAUCGGGUGCUAGAUUGCUCGAAGUUGGUGCAGGUACUGGUUUAGUCGGUAUUGUAGCAGCGAAAGUAAUAGAACAGUUGGGUUAUAUAGAUACCACUGAGAUAAUCUUAAGUGAUUAUCUUGACGACAUUAUAGAGAACUUGAGGAAGAAUGUCCAUAACAAUGGAAGUGAAACCAAAACAUCAGUCAUACAUCUUGAUUGGACAGAACCGGAUAAAGGAUUGGGCAAAUUUGACACAAUGUAUGGUGCGGAUGUAUGUUAUGACCUAAAUCAUGCAUAUCUUCUCCACAAGGCAGCUUCGGAGUUAUUAUCAAAGGAGGGAACAUUCCAUAUACUCAUCGCACUGAGACGGACACACAUUGGUAUGAAGGAAAGCGUUCAGGAUGCCUUCAGCGGGAAGUUUGUCCAACCUGAUGGAGAUGCUUUGUGUAUUGAUAAGGAAGACUACUUUGAUGUCGAAAAGGGUCUCGGAAGGGCUGAUGAAACUGGAUACGUUCGUUUUGAGAUUAGAUGGAAAUCAAAAAUUUUCACUUCACAAAAUAGCCAAUAGAGGUUGUUUUGUCUCUCGUUUGAGUUUAUUUAUAAAAUAUUUUUUUGUUUUAGGGGAAAUAGAUUUAUUUUGCAUUUUCG